AGCUAAAGAAAUGGAAUUAGUUGUGUUUCAUCGAUUUGAGAAUAUUGCGAAUGAAGGUAUGAUUAUUUAUUUUUUCUUUGCUUCUUCAGUGAAAAAUAAAGAUAUCUAUGUGCUUUUUUGACAUUACUACAGAAACUAACGAAGUCAUGCAUUUAAUUAUAUACACCCAGAUUUUGUUAGAACAGUUCUUGGGUUUUAAAAGUUCAUUGUUGUGAAUUUACAGUAUGAUAGAUAUUGUAUCCAUCACAUAUAAGCGAUUGUUUUUGUUAAACUAGUAGUAAUAAUAAUAAGAGAUAUCGUAUAAUAUCGACGUCGAAGCUGUUUGCAAAAUGGAAAUUUCAAAUGAAUGUUGGAAUAGUAUAGUCGCUGUAUCCUGUUUUUUGAAACAGUAUACACAUAUUUUAAACGAGGUAGAUCUUUGUAGAUAAUGGGUUUUGCUGUUCAGUUAGAUAAGUAUUUCUUGGAAUAAGAAGAUUAGUUGAAAAUAUGGCGAAAAAUAACGUCUUUUUUAUAUUAGAACAUCAAAUUCCAUCUUUCUAUUAGAUAUUAGUUGUAUUCUUCAUCUCCUCACAGUCAAGUAGUUUCAUAGUUAAAUAAAAAAUUAAAAAACAAUCUAGCACAGAAAAAUAAUAUAAGAUUUUUGAUAGAGGUAUUAUAUGGUGAAAUCGACUAAAACAAGCUUUUUGCACAUAGCUGUGGUUUUUCCUGUUUCUAACAAACUUUGAUAUUUCUAGUUUAUUUUGAAUAAACAUGCAAAUUCAUAACAUCACUCUAACAGUUUAACGCUUUUCUUUGAAGUUUUCACCUUUACUUUUAGUUGAUUCUUACAAAUCGGAUUUUUUCACCAGUGGUUACUACAAAGAAUAUGCUGUUAAAUGAAAAGAUAGAACUGGAACAAUUUUAGUUUGUUUUGAGUAUUUCUUUAUUUAAAAGAAAUAAUGUAAAAGAAUACAUGCACACACACAGAGAUAGAUAUACCAGAGAGAUACACACCGUGUAUCACAACACAUAUUUAUUUCACUUCAAUACAAAUAAAGAUAGUAGAGAGGAGAAGAAAGAAGUCGAAGCCCGUGAUGUGAUACCCAGUGAUUGGGCGAGUACAAGUGUAAAUACUGUGUACUUCAUGAGUUUACUUAUUACUGAAACAUAUACAUAAUGACUGUAUUAUAUUGUAUUGAGUACUAGUACUAAGUACAACUGUGCUACAGUAAAUUGUGCCGAGUACCGGUACUACAGUGCAGAUGUACUUAAUAUUUUGCAAUAAUACUAUAUUUUGCUUCUAUAGGGAUUCUGUCUGGUCAUAUUUAAAAACUUCAUACUUCAGUGACAUUUGUAGGAAUAACGAAAAUUGAAUGUAUUAUCAAUAUAGUUCAAAUACAGUAUAGAUCUACGUUAGAUAAUUCGAAUCAUGUCGAGUAAUAAUCUGUGUUCAUAAAUAAGAAAAAUAAUCAUAAUGAGGCUGAGUAAAAGGUUUAUUGACGGGACACAGCAGUGUGUGUCCAUUUCUAGAGUGUUAUAUUAAGACGUAUCAUCAAUAGCUUAUAUUCAAAAUUUAAUUCAUUUGUACAUAUAGCGAUGUUUCAUUCGAAUUAAUGCCAGAAAUGACUACUGAACAAUUGAAAAUACAUUUCGAUUUUCCUGAAAUUGAUAAUAAUUGAAUCAAUGGAUAUCAAAAUUUAUAUCGCCGGAAUCAUAACGGCAGAACGAAGAUCUUUAGUAAUUUUACAAAACAACAAAAUAAUAUUAUGUAUAGUUAUUCUCUGACAUGCGUUAAAAAUAAUAUACGCCACUCUCAUUCGUGGUUCAGUUGGAAAGAACGAUUUUAUUGAACAAGUUUUUAAUUAUUUACUAAUACCUAGAAUUUAAAAAGACUCCUGAAAUGUAUGACUAACAUACAACAUAUAUGAAAACAUUCAGAGAAGAAGUUUAUUGAAUUAUACAGGAUCUUAUCAAGUACAUAUGCACUAAAGUAUUAGUACUUAGUACGACUAUACUAAAGUAAAAAGUACGAAAGUCCUAAUAUUAAAUAAACUAGUCUGGUACAUAGUGUAUGUACUUGUACUACAUAAAUGUACUGAGUACUGUAGAUUUUUAAGUAAAACGUACGAAAAUACUUAAGUACUGUAUUAAGUAUCCAAUCACUGGUGAUACUUUUACACCACCGCUUACAAAAGGAUAAACACAGAAUUUCUGAAAAUAGUGCAUGAAUACUUCAUACCAUAAACAACACCUUCCACAAAUGGAUCAUUUAAAAAGUUUGUCUUUCUGUUAGAAAAACAAGUUCAUAUUUUGGCAUUAGUAUUGAAUUUGUAGUAGCAUAAUACAAAUCUUGAUAAAUCUCAUGGAACAUACGUUUCCGUUCAGUUUCACUCUAGCCUUGUAAAUAUUCAUCAGUUCUGCACUCUUCUCAGAAUCAUCAACAAUCAUUGUUAGCGUCUGUGUGAUUCACUCGACGCUAAUCUAGAGAUUAAGUUGGUCCUUUCAACCUAAUUGGUCUAGGAUAACUGCCCGGAUAGCAGGAGGUGUGGGUUCGAAUCCCAUGAAGGUCACUUUUUCUCCAUUUUCUCUUUCUUUCAUUUUCUUUCUCUGAUGUCCCUUUCAUGACUCUAAUACGAUCCUAAUAAUCAUGUUCUACUGAAAUAAAUUCAACAUUAAUACCAAAAUCUUGAAGUACUUUCUAAUAUUAAUAAAGAAAUAUUAAAAUCAGUUUCAGUUAAUGCAAUCUUCAUACUAACUCAACAUCCUCAAUCAAUUUUCUUGUUAGUUAAAAAACCAAUCACACGAAAAGUGUGUAAAGUAUCGAUAUCAGAUAUCAUUUGACCACUACUCUCUCGAAUUAUAAUCUAAAAAUCCUCUAUCAUUCUAGCACCAGCAUCAUUUGCACAAGCUCUACUAUGGCAUAACGAAUCUUUUCAUUUCACUCCUCACUUAUUUCAAGUACCAGUCUACAACAUGCCUUUUGUUUAUUCUCUCCACUCACAUCAUACUUUAUCAGUACAACAUCUUCGUUAUGCUCUCGAACUAAUCGUUACAAAACAUGAAUCUCUUCGAACAUCACUCAUCUUUGAUACACACAACAAUCGACUCAUGCAACAAUUCACUGACUUCAACCAAAGUCAAAAUACAUUAUUUUCAUUUAUUGAAAGCACUUACACAACACAUGAACAACUCAAUCAUAUCCUACACGAAGAAAAAUAUAAUCCUCAUCUUCUAAAUCUUGCUCAAGGUCUUGUCUUUCGAUGUAAUCUUGUGUAUUAUAACCAAGUCUCUUCGAAUGAUCAUCUUUCGGAUAAAGAUGUACUUAUCUUCAACUUUCACCAUGCUCAAUUUGAUUUUCCAUCAAUGGAAAUGUUUCUUCAUGAUCUCAAUCAAGCAUAUACAACAAGUCAUUUAUUAUACGAUGACAACACUCUUCUACGUUAUCUCGAUUGUAAAUACAAAUAG
Messenger RNA from Adineta steineri, 3444 nucleotides. The record is from the annotation of a GenBank genome assembly. NCBI's taxonomy places the organism in Eukaryota, Metazoa, Rotifera, Eurotatoria, Adinetida, Adinetidae.